CUCGUGUCCGCGUUAGUCUUCUCUCGGUCGUGUUGGUAUGCGUUGGGUGGAUUUCCCCGAGUGUAGACAAGAGAUUCACCGAAAGUACGUUGUGUUACUUCGUGAAUUAAUGAUUUUACUAUCGUUAGUGUACUUCUACAGUAUGUCAGAUAAGCUUGACACUUUCCCUUUAUAACCGUAUAAAGGAAUUGCUCUGAGUAUGUACUACUGCUUUCAUGACAAACUAAGGUGUGUAGAAAGUUCACGUACAAGUAUGAGGUGUGGUGCCCUACGCUACUUGCUCUUAUUGUGUGUGGUCAUCUUGGCACACAGGGUGGACCACACACGGGCCGAACAGCUCAAACUUAGCAGUGGGUGUGUGAAGGGGUCUGGGUGUUCGCAAUGUCCUGCGGACCACUACACACGGGCGCCUGAUGGCUCCAUGCUCUGCUGCCCUGGGUGUGCUGCCGCCAUCCUCUACCAUGGUAGUUUCCCCAGCAGCUGGUGUGUCUGCUACAAUGCAGGAACCAAAGGGGAAAAUGAUGUUGAAUCUAGGACAAUAAGGUUUCCUGGGUCAUCCAGCCUGGAAUCAAAGCUUCCACCAAGCAGGAGUGAUACUGCUGGAUUCUUCAGCCUGGAGCAGACAUCUCCUGCGAGAGGAAGCCUCAGGGAUGCACUCUACAUCCUCAAUCAAGGAGAGUAUGUUGAGACCACUAGCCCUGUGGUGUCCCCGGCAGUACAGAAGGCCCUCAUGCUGAUGGCCGACACACUAGAGGACCUCCAUGCUCGGGUGUCACUGUUGGAAUCCAUUGUCUUGCGUACCUCAGAUCUUCAGCCUAGUGGCAGUAUAGACCGUGUGGGGACGGUGAAACCUUCAUCAGAAGGCUUUUGUGCCUCCUCCAGCUUCACUCGUAUCGGCAAUGGCUGCUACCACUUCUCUGUCAUGCGUGACCACCGUGCACAUUGGAAGGAUGCCAACGACUCAUGUGCAGCCAUUGGAGGGAAGUUGGCAGAGCCCACCACAAGGCGUGAAUUCAUAGACCUCGCACAGCACCUCUCUCUCUCUUCAUCCACCACUGGUUUCGGCUAUUGGAUAGGUGGGCUGUACCCAGGAUUAUCGUGGCGGUGGUCAUACAUUGGGAAAGAGGUAACCCUCAACCCCUCUUACUGGACAGGAGAAGACUCCUCAGGACGGAAGGUGGUACCUGGUGACACUACCCCAGGGAGGUGUCUUACUCUCACCUACUUAGUCAAGGCCUCAGACUACUUCUAUGCUGCUGAUGAAUGUGGCUUCGAGAAGUAUUACAUCUGUGAGCUGUUAGAAAGAUCUCACAGGAAAUUUUGAAGGUAGGUCUUGAACUUCUCCUGCUGCAUCUCCCCUUCUUAAAUGGAUCGUCAGGAGGUUGAAGAAGGCUUAUGUACUGUAUGUACCCUAAUAAAGAGGGCCCACAGGAGGCUUUAAAAGGGCUUAUUUACCCCAUCUUCAGGAAAUUCAGAAGGUAUUUUUGUAUCUUUCCUGUAAAAAAAAAAUUCCACAAGAGAACGAAGAUAGCUCCAGCUCCUCCCUUGGUAAAGAAGACCCACAAUAAAUUCUGAAGUAGACUCCUGUUCCUCCUUGCCCAAAAUUGGAAGUAGGAUUAUAUCUGUUCCACAUUUGUUAGAAAAUCCAGCAGGAUUCUUUUGAGUGUCUUCUGCACCUCCUUACCUAGAAAGAACCUACGGAUGGUUCUGGAUGUGGCAGCACUAUCUGUGCUGUUAUAGAGGACCCACAAAAGUCUGAGUAAUAUAGCAUCUGCACUUCUUCUGGUACUGGGCAUUUAGUUAAAUAAAUGGUUAUACUGUAUAUACUGUACAGUAUAACUAAUUAUUAUUAACUUCAUACAGAAAUCUAUUUCUCUGAUUUGUGUAAGACAGUUUAUAUUAGAAAAUGUCACUGCUUAAGUAAGGUUGAAUACUGUACUGUAAUGCCUGUAACUGUAAUUCACACAGAACAUUGUCUUGGUAGUAUUGUACAGUUGUGGAAAUGUGUUCCUACACCCCCUGUGGUAACCCAAACGGCACCGUCACAGUAGCAUUAUCACUACCGGGUAAUUAUGAUUGAAUGGGUAUUGCUCAUGUAACAGCAGACGUGAUUGGGAGAUAGGUUUGCUAUAGGUCAUAUAGAUUGGCCGUUUGGAGACACGGUCACCACAGAGGGCAUAGGAACACAUUUCCGCAACUGUACCUGUAAUUAUUUAUUUACACAUUAAUAUUGUCAUGCACUCUAAAUCAUAAAAUCUACUGAAUAUUUACCACUCACAGGUAUCUAUAGAUAUUUGUGUAAUAUUCAUUAUCUUUUAUCUGUUACAUGAAAUUCUCAAAAUCAGACAUUGGGGAAGUUUUAAGUGAAUGGAAAUAGAAUGUAUAUUUUUUGCAUUCAUUUAAUAUAGAGGUUUAUGACAGCAUAUAUUUUCUGGUGAUGAAAUUAACUGAAAGUCAAGCAAAUUCUUCUCAAGCGUAAAUUUUCAGCUUGGAAAAUUCUCACUAUCAUCUAAGAAAAUCACAUACACCCAACUGUACAUUAUUUUAUUGCUAUCAUUGUCUAACAAGCAACAACAUUAAAAUUAUACAGUAGCUUCUCGCUUAAAGAGUAAUGAAACCAAAUACAGGGUACACAAAAACACCAAGCCACAUUUAGUACAUACAGGUACACACAAACAUUCUUAUAAAAUUACAACUGUACAAAUUCAAUGCCAUCUGCAUCUGCUCUUCACAGUAGCUACUGAUACUGUACUGUCAAUAAUUAGCUACUCCUUUCAUAAUGUUUGUGACAAUCAUUUCCAGUAUUGUCAGUGUUAACCUGCACGAGAAACUUGUUUGGGAUUUUGCCGGAUUGUAAUUUUGUAGACCACUUUAUGGCCUGUCAAAACAAAUGAGGGAUCUCUUUAAUAAAAUUUGAAAAAAAAAAGAAUAAUACCCACCCACUAA
Homarus americanus (American lobster) is the source of this 2946-nucleotide messenger RNA. RefSeq lists its product as uncharacterized. The coding region runs from base 200 to 1324 and encodes 374 amino acids. Lineage: Eukaryota; Metazoa; Arthropoda; Malacostraca; Decapoda; Nephropidae. The transcript has 7 exons. The record is from RefSeq and is a predicted model, not a curated record.